AUGUCGGAAAAGGCCCAGAACCCCAUGCGGGAGCUCCGCAUCCAGAAGCUCGUUCUCAACAUCUCCGUUGGUGAAUCUGGUGACAGAUUGACUCGUGCCGCGAAGGUCUUGGAACAGCUGAGCGGUCAGACUCCUGUCUACAGCAAGGCUCGCUACACCGUCCGAACUUUCGGUAUCCGACGUAAUGAAAAGAUCGCUGUCCACGUUACCGUCCGUGGCCCCAAGGCCGAGGAAAUUCUCGAGCGUGGCCUUAAGGUCAAGGAGUACGAGCUCCGCAAGCGUAACUUCAGUGAGACCGGUAACUUUGGGUUCGGUAUUAGCGAGCACAUCGAUCUCGGUAUCAAGUACGACCCAGCCAUCGGUAUCUACGGCAUGGACUUCUACUGCUGCAUGACCCGUCCUGGUGAGCGCGUCACCCGCCGCCGCCGUGCCAAGAGCAGAAUCGGUUCCGGCCACCGCAUCAACCGCGACGAGACCGUAAAAUGGUUCAAGCAGCGCUUCGACGGAAUCGUCCGAUAA
This is a messenger RNA of Daldinia childiae, 519 nucleotides long. RefSeq names its product 60S ribosomal protein L11. The record is from RefSeq and is a predicted model, not a curated record. Gene Ontology annotation, biological process: translation. NCBI's taxonomy places the organism in Eukaryota, Fungi, Ascomycota, Sordariomycetes, Xylariales, Hypoxylaceae. Gene Ontology annotation, molecular function: structural constituent of ribosome; RNA binding. Bases 1 to 519 code for a protein of 172 amino acids. Gene Ontology annotation, cellular component: cytosolic large ribosomal subunit; ribosome. The transcript is spliced from 3 exons.